Molecule: messenger RNA, 1771 nt
Organism: Durio zibethinus
Lineage: Eukaryota; Viridiplantae; Streptophyta; Magnoliopsida; Malvales; Malvaceae
Gene: CNX5
Product: co-factor for nitrate, reductase and xanthine dehydrogenase 5
Biological process (GO): tRNA wobble position uridine thiolation
Cellular component (GO): cytoplasm; cytosol
Molecular function (GO): URM1 activating enzyme activity; adenylyltransferase activity; thiosulfate-cyanide sulfurtransferase activity
Source: RefSeq, a predicted model, not a curated record
UCUUUCCAACUCUUUACCCUCGUUUCUACAAUGAUCAAACUCAUAUUUUAAUUUGACAAAACUACCCUUGGCUGGUCAAAAGCAGUUUGAACUAACCGAAGUACGCUGAAAAGCCUCAGCUGCUUAUUGUUUAGGGUUUCUCUCUUCUCUCUGGAAAAAAGUCUUCUGUAGCUUCUCGAGGAUGGAGUCCAGCGGCGAUGACGUGGCACGAAUCCGCCGCGAAAUCCAAGCUUUAAAGGACGAGAAAGCCUGCAUAGAACAAAAGAUUUCAGUCCUCGAAGCUCAGCUCCAAGAAACAGCGUCAUUAGCACCUCAGCUGCAGCAAAACGGCGAUGUUUGCAAUGGUUCCUGUCCUCCAAUUACCGCCGUCGGUGCCAACAUGGCACACGGACUAUCGGCGGAUAGUAUUUACCGUUAUAGCCGCCAUCUUUUGCUCCCUUCUUUUGGAGUCCAAGCGCAAUCAAAUCUCUUGAAGUCUUCAAUAUUGGUUGUCGGAGCUGGAGGUUUGGGCUCGCCCGCUCUGUUAUAUCUAGCAGCUUGUGGUGUUGGUCGGUUGGGAGUUGUCGAUCAUGAUGUGGUUGAGCUUAAUAAUAUGCACAGGCAGGUCAUUCACACUGAAGCAUAUAUUGGUCAGCCAAAAGUAAAGUCUGCUGCUGCUGCUUGUCGUGCGAUCAACUCCACUAUACAGAUUGUUGAACACAAAGAAGCUUUGCGCACAUCUAAUGCUUUGGAAAUUUUGAGCCGAUAUGACAUAAUAAUUGAUGCAACCGACAAUGCUCCUAGUCGUUACAUGAUCAGUGAUUGCUGUGUUGUGUUAGGAAAGCCUUUAGUAUCAGGCGCUGCACUAGGAUUGGAAGGGCAGCUGACUGUUUACAAUUACAAAGGAGGUCCAUGCUAUCGAUGCCUAUUUCCAACUCCACCUCCUACAACUGCUUGUCAAAGAUGCUCGGAUAGUGGAGUCCUAGGAGUGGUUCCUGGAAUUAUCGGCUGUCUUCAAGCGCUGGAAGCCAUUAAAAUGGCAAGUGCUGUCGGUGAACCACUUUCAGGGCGGAUGCUUUUGUUUGAUGCAUUGUCAGCUCGAAUUCGUAUUGUCAAAAUAAGAGGUAGGUCAGUUCAAUGUGAAGUUUGUGGAGAAAAUACAACAUUCAACCAACAGCAAUUCAAAGAUUUUGACUAUGAAAAGUUCACUCAAUCUCCAUUGUCAACGUCUCCACCGAAGCUGAAACUGCUUGCCCCGGAUUCUAGAAUAACCAGUAAGGAGUACAAAGGGAGGAUUGUUGCUGGGGAAGCACACGUUUUAGUUGAUGUGCGACCGGAACACCACUACAGGAUAGUUUCUAUCCCGAAGUCCUUAAACAUUCCACUUGCAAGCUUGGAGGCUAGGUUGUCUGAAAUUUCUGCUGCACUGAAACAAGAGCAAGAGCAGGAGGGCACUGGUUCAGGUGCUAACCUGUAUGUAAUAUGCAGAAGAGGCAAUGAUUCACAAAGGGCUGUGCAAUACCUCCACAACAAGGGUUUCAAUUUAGCUAAGGAUAUUGUUGGGGGCUUGGAGUCAUGGGUCCAUGAUGUGGAUCCCAACUUCCCCAUGUAUUAGUACAAAUGUCAUUUAUAAUCUCAUAGAUGUUCGUGUUAUAAUCUCAUAUUAUUUUGAUCCAAUCCAAAGUAGUCAUGAAUUUAAUUUUGAUGCAACGGUAAAAAAAUGUAUUACUUAUGCUAGUGUAAGUGAAUCUUUCCUCCAUUAAAUCAUAUCAUGAUCCUACUUUGGUCUGGG